Messenger RNA from Suillus subalutaceus, 1077 nucleotides. RefSeq lists its product as uncharacterized. Lineage: Eukaryota; Fungi; Basidiomycota; Agaricomycetes; Boletales; Suillaceae. The coding region runs from base 1 to 1077 and encodes 358 amino acids. Gene Ontology annotation, biological process: proteolysis. The transcript has 4 exons. The record is from RefSeq and is a predicted model, not a curated record. Gene Ontology annotation, molecular function: cysteine-type peptidase activity.
AUGGACGAAAUCCUGUUCGCAAGGUGGUUAUCAGACUCUCUGAUCGAUAUGAUGACAGCAAAUCUCAAUUCACGGCUGGGAAUGGCUAGACGGCAUGAUGUGACCAUCGUCUCAACCCACUUUUCUGACACCCUCCUCUUGGCGCGUGAUAUCUCGUACCACAAUCAAAAGUACGACGUAUUGGAGAAUAUCAAAAGGGAUGUCAACAUAAAGAGAUAUCUCUACUUUCCCGUGCAUCUUCGUGUAUCGAAACAUUACAUCGCGUUUGUAAUCGACUUUCAUAACAGAACCUUUGCCUGUGGCGACUCUCUUGAUCCUAAAUCUCGGCCAGAACUUAUCAUAAAUAAGCUACAAUGGUGGUUCUCCAAACGUUUCGACGGAGAAUUCAAGGAUUUAGGACCUACUUUGUCUCAUGGUCACCAGGUGGAUUCGUCUUCGUGCGGGCUUUUCGCUAUCAACACCAUCGAGCAUCAUGUCUUUGGAUGCACGCUGGGUAUUCCCAAUCCCGCCUCUGAGAGAGCCAGAUGGUUCGCUCUGGCAGCAGGAGCCCAGAACCGAGUUCCACCCGUCUUGCCAGAUCGACCAAUGGCCUCGCUCCUACCCACCCAAGCAGAGGGCUUGUCAGACGCCAAUCGUCGAUCUGAAAUGAAACAGUCAUAUCUCGCAAAACAGGCACAGCGCCAGGCCGAGCGGCAGAAACUUCAGUGUGUGGUGGAGCGAUUAGAGGGUGGGUGCCAGAAACUCAAUGAGGAAAGAAUGGAGCGAGAAAGGAUGGAACAGGAACGACUCGAGCAAGAAAGGCAGGGGCAGGAAAGGCUGGAGCAGGUACGACUCGAGCAAGAACAAGUCGAGCAGGCGCGACUGGAGAAAGAACGAUUGGAGCAACAAAGCCUCGAACAGGCACGACUCGAGGAAGAACGACUGGAGCAAGCACGGCUCGAGCAAGAACAAGUCGAGCAGGCGCGACUGGAGCAAGAACGACUGGAGAAAGAACGAUUAGAGCAGGAACGACUCGAGCAGGAGCAACAGUCCAAGGUGGACCAUGAAAUUGUCGCAGGGAAAAGGAAAGGCGGCUGA